CUGCAUCCAUAGCUUCCCUAUUCAAUCUGCAGUCUCUUACACAUAUCCCGAAAUCCAAUCCCACCAACAACCUUCACAAACAAGCAGCAUAUAUUAGCAGCAUCGACAUGGCAAUAAUGUUCCCAAAGUUACUAAUUGAAUCCGAUGUCAAGAAAUGCUUGUUGAUCCCAUCUUGUUCUGUGGGAUCAAGUAUACCGGAGGAAGGGCAUUUGUACAUGGAUGCACUAGAUAAAGCCGGAAAAGCCUGGAGUUUCCCCUGCUCUGUUCACCAUGACGAGACCACUGGAACUGUUGUUUCUGUUUGCUGGGACGAUCAGGGCAAAUGACAAGGUGGUUCUCAAGGAAAAAUAUAUGGCGGAGGGGACGAUCUUUAUGGUUGAUGUGAAGAGAAAGAUCAGAUUGCUUGGUGAGGAUAUUUGGGCUGAUGCCUGAAGUUGGUGACUUGACGUCCAGGAUACACCAUAGUGGAAGUUUAAUGUUCAUUAUUCUUUUAUUCUAAUCAAAAGUGUGUGUGAUGAAUUGUGAUCAUUAAAUUGUUUUAUUCAUU
Rubroshorea leprosula is the source of this 547-nucleotide messenger RNA. The record is from the annotation of a GenBank genome assembly. Lineage: Eukaryota; Viridiplantae; Streptophyta; Magnoliopsida; Malvales; Dipterocarpaceae.